AUGAGGCUCACGGACAUUUUACUCGCAUUGACUUUGGUGGUCACUAGCAGCAUGGCAGUAGUUCCACCUAGUAAAACUAUUCAAACCUCUCAAUCAAGCCAAAGUCCUGCAUGCCGACCGGGACCAUCAAAUAUAUGCCAGCCGACAAUCAGUAGUCCAAACAAUGAGCGUGAAUUAAAGGAACAAAUUCAGAAAAGACUUGCAAAACUACAGAGACUUGUGGAUCAAAACACGAUAAUCAUGAACAGGUGGUGCGGUAAACAUUAUAAUCCCAAGGAUAAACCUGUUCCAUAUCGAAUCAAAGAAGAACAAAAAGCAGUUUCGUUUUUUGCCAGGUUUGUGCCAGAUUCCGCUAGAAUCAUGUUUGGCAAACCUCCAAUUAAUACGGAACAUAGUAAACGUCACCUUGAUCCUUAUUGUGUACAAGCAACAAAAGUAUACAACAGAGUUCUAACUGAAUUAAUCGACUUCAAGAGAACUCAUAACAUUGGAUUCAUGGCAAAGCUGUACAACUUUAUGAAGUGGUUCAAAAAAUAG
This is a messenger RNA of Batrachochytrium dendrobatidis JAM81, 537 nucleotides long. RefSeq lists its product as uncharacterized. The transcript has a single exon. The record is from RefSeq and is a predicted model, not a curated record. Bases 1 to 537 code for a protein of 178 amino acids. Lineage: Eukaryota; Fungi; Chytridiomycota; Chytridiomycetes; Rhizophydiales.